GGCACAAAGUGCAAAGGACUAUAUAUAUAUUUGUAACAAACAUACUUUUUUUUUGUUAGGGCUGUUACACACAAGGAUAGUGUAAAGGGGAAGCAGACCUUGCAACUGCUGGGGACCAGGAUGGUAGAGGGCCCAGCGGGGCUCUGAUUGAAAAGCAGUUUCAGUAUAAGUUUAUGAAGAUUUUAUGUAUUACCAAAGUUUAGUGGGAAAGGGGGUGCAAGUAACUUCUAGUUAAGCCAGUGUUACAGAGAAACAAAAGAUUUUCCUAAAAUGUUACCAAGUCUUCAACUCUAUUGUGAAUCCUUUAUAGUGUAGAUGAGUGGGAGGGAAGAACAGUGUGGCAGCCCAUGCCAUAAAUUACUAUCUCACAAUUGCUCAGACUCUGCUUUAGUUGCUGCUGGAAAUGGUGGGCUUCUUCCCAGGAGAAGUAGUACUGAGAAAAGGUCAGGGCAUUCAUUCUCCUUCUGAGUACAAGUACAGCAGCACAGAAACGUUCCUCUUCAAGCAGCAGCCAGCAGCCAGCCAUCACACAGAGCAGGAACAUUUAAAUGGAUGAAAGACAAACAGUUUUGCCUCUCACUGUUCAUCUUCUUGCCAGCUCGGGUGAUUCGCUUGCCUUUCAACUUGCAGUUGACCGUCUUCUCCACAGGAUAUGUCCAGAUGUCCGGUUGUUUCUUGUGUCGGAACGGGCUGCUCCCAUUAAGCUGUAUGAGUGCCAAACGAAAAGGCCUGAAUUCCCAGGGAUAUCAGUGACACUCUUCCUGCGUGAGGACUUGGGAGAGGAAAGGAUUGAUCUCCUGCAAAGUUUUUUCCAGCUACCUCCAUGGACUCAUGUUAUCGCAGACUUCCAGCAAGGAAGAUCCUGCCCCUUUAAACUGCCGCUUUGUGAUUAUUAUAGUCUUGAUUCCCACAUGCCUGUGUGGGAAAUGAGACAUGUCCAUUAUGGCACAGAAAUUGUGAGACUCACUGUGUAUUGUAGCUGUGAUAACUAUGAAGAUGCAGUGAGACUCUAUGAAACAAUCCUGCAAAAGGAGGCAACUACCCAAAAAGCUGGAUUUUGUUUCUUUGUAUUGUAUUCUACAACACAUGUGUCUGUCCAACUUUCCAUAAAGCAGCUGCACCCUGGGAUAUCUGUGCAAGUUAAGGAUGCGUGUGCUCUGCAGUUUGCCAUUCAUGCAGUAGGACAAUUGGUUCCUUUGCUGCCCUAUCCUUGUGUGCCCAUCAGCGAUGCCAGAUGGCAAACUCAAGAUUAUGAUGGGAACAAAAUCCUUCUUCUGGUUGUUGACCAUACUACAGCAACACAACGCAAGGCUGAAAGCAAAGCCGCCAGCACACUAAUGGUGAUUCCCGAUAACCCAUCAUUACCAUUCACGUCUUUAAACAGAAGUAUGGAAGCCAAAGUUCAGAAUGCAAAAGACACCAUUAACCCUAAAAAUAUCUCUGUGUCCUCCAACUACUUGGAUCAAAGUGAAACAAUAUACAACAACACCAAUCCAUCUCAGAAACUGCUGGCGCCACAUGGUAUUCAAAUGAAAGAAACUGAAAGCAAUGUGGAUACGGGAUAUACAGUUGUCAGCCUGACAAGUCAGCAGGCUUAUAUCUGUGAGCUUUCAGAGAAUCAGCAGAGUGCUCCUGCUUUUGAAGAUAUAUACUUUUCUACUUCACAGAGAAAAAGCCCUCAGAAUUUGCCCUUUAAACUAGAAGAAUCUUCAUCCUCUGAUGUGGUCGAAGGUAGUAAAGCACUUGGUAUGACUGGAAGCAUGUUUCAUAGUGAGAGAUACCAGAUACACAACAGCAACAUCAGUGAAGAAGAAGAGUUUUUUAUUUGACUUAAUCUCAUGUGGAAUUAAAUUUGUUCUUGGGAAAUAAAUGUUGCAUGUUCAUACUAGGCCAUUAUUCACAUAGGGAUGCCCCCUGUAUAUGUUUUAUUGCAGAAAUACAAUGCUAAGCCUCAGUGCCUAAAGGAGGGCAUCACAGUUGGUGCCACUAGAAGUGCCCUGUAUUCGAUUGGGGAUACCCCACAGAUACCUGUAAAGGAGAAUUUCUAUUUAACUUCACUAGAUAAAUAAAUAAGGCCGAUUAAUUUAAUAAAGUAUUUCUGUCACAUACAAAUUUGUCCCUUGUGGCAUACUUUUCAAAAACACUGAUGUGUGUGCAGCUGUCACAAGAGAUGACCAAGAGCUUCUAAUAGAUCAGGACAAAGAGACCAUCAAAGUCAAAAACAGGAAAGGCCAUGAUCCUGCAGUUAGACAGAAUGCAUACAAAAACAGAACUGAGUCAGGACAAAUAUGACUAUUGAGGGUAGAAUACAAAACAGGCCUAGAUACAAGAAUAUAGUGUUCUAGUAUGUAGGCAGCAUGGAUGGCAUAUGGUGCUGAAUAUGUACUAGUAAUUUCCAUGUAUUACUUUAUCAGUAAAAAGCUACUAGAAAUAUGAAAUCUCAGCUCCGUAUCCUCGGAAAGUUUUAUAUACUGUACAUAUAUUUGUUAAUGGCUGGAAAAAGAGGUUUGUUGUUUUAGUCCUGCUGCUGAUUUUAGUGUAAGGCUAAGCUGCAUCCUUUUAUGAUGUACUGCAGUUGCAAAUGUAGUUUCUGGAAUGUAUGAGACAUGAGAUGUAUAGGCCAUGUCUCGAGCUUGUGAUAUAAUACACACCACAGGCUGAUUUUGUUCUGAUUAAAUCCAGCCCCCCCAAA
Xenopus tropicalis (tropical clawed frog) is the source of this 2692-nucleotide messenger RNA. RefSeq names its product family with sequence similarity 124 member B (gene fam124b). NCBI's taxonomy places the organism in Eukaryota, Metazoa, Chordata, Amphibia, Anura, Pipidae. The transcript has 3 exons. The coding region runs from base 549 to 1829 and encodes 426 amino acids. Gene Ontology annotation, cellular component: nucleus. The record is from RefSeq and is a predicted model, not a curated record.